AUGAAGCGAAUUACUGAAUUUCUCUUACAGAUCAUUUGCUUUGCAACCACUCCAGAUGGUUAUUCACCAGAGGUACCACUUGUGCAUACAAUCAGGAUAGAGGAUGAUAAUGAUAAUGCUCCAUAUUUUACACAGGACCUUUUUGAAUUUUCUGUCCCUGAAAAUUCCAAACCUGGUGUAAUUGUUGGAAAAAUGACUGCAGAGGACAGAGAUGAGCCUUAUACUCUGCAUACUACAUUGAAAUACCGCAUUGUGUCACAAAAUCCACCAGUAACCCCAGCAUUUUCUUUACAUGGUGACACGGGUGUCAUUUCUGUAUUAUUACCGCAGCUGGACAGAGAGCUGGUACCCAGUUACACUUUGUUAGUUGAAGUGAGAGAUAUGGCAGGUCAGCCUUUUGGUUUGUGCACUACAGGAACGACUGUCAUUAGAAUCGAAGAUACAAAUGACAAUGCACCAUCCUUUAAACAGAUGCAAUAUGAAACACGAGUGGAGGAAAACAGAGUGAAUGUAGAAAUACUGAGAGUCUCUGUUGUUGAUCUUGAUGAACCUGGAUCGCCUGGCUCAAGAGCAGUGUAUGAAAUUAUAAGAGGAAAUGAUGAUCGGUCCUUUGAAAUUACAACAGACAAAAACACAAAUGAAGGAAUAUUGUGUGUUGUUAAAGGACUGGACUAUGAAAGUGCCAAGCAAAGGGUCCUUGUGAUUGCAGUCAACAACGAGGCACCCUACAUGCUGGCACCACAUUCGCAACAACUUUCCCAGAGCACCAGCUCUGUUACAGUGCAUGUCCUGGAUGUGGACGAGGGACCAGUGUUUAAACCCUGCCAGUUACGCCUAGAUGUUAAAGAGUGUGAGGAGAUUGGCACGAGUAUUGGGAGAUACGUAGCAGAAGAUCCAGAAACUGGAAAUAGUGAAGGCAUAAGCUACCGGAUACCACCUGGACAAUGUAAUUGGAUCAGCAUAGAUGAAAAUUCAGGUGAAAUCAGAACCGUUAAAGUCUUGGACCGAGAUGUACCAGAAAUGAGACAAGGUCAAUGUGAUAUCUCAGUCCUCGCAAUAGACAGAAAUGGCAAAACAGGCACUGGAACAAUCCAAGUUUUCAUCCAGCCUGGGAAUAAGAAUUACCCACGAAUCGCUAAAACUGAGUAUAUAAUGUGCAGAGACAGAAAACCGAUCUGCCUUACUGCACAGGAUGGUGAUGAGUCUCCUUACAGCACACCCUUCGUAUAUCACAUAACUGACCGUAACUUGGCUUCCAUGUGGAAGAUAACUCGACACAACGAUAAUUCUGUGUAUCUUUCACCAAAGGAUGAUAUUCCAUUUGGAAUAUACAAUAUUCCUGUAAGUGUCACUGACAACGGAGGAAAGGUGGGAGAGAACCACAUAACAGUUAACCUCUGUGAUUGUGUUACUCCAACUGAAUGCAAUGGCAGGACCCGUUUACUUUCUGGCGGAAAUGUUACUCUUGGUGUGUGGGCCAUCCUUGCAAUGAUCUUAGGAUCACUAUUAUUGCUGCUAAUUCUGAUCACAAUUUGUGGCUGCUGUGGCUCUGGGGUAAUGCACAGGCAUGUGACUGAUGAUUGUGCCAAUCACAAUUUAAUAAUUUCAAAUACAGAAGCUCCAGGAGAAGAAGUGAUGGAUCACAAUAUAAUUCCUCUACAAAAUACAAGUGAUCAAGGAGGAUAUGGAAUAAAAACAGGAGAUCAACAAACAUUUGAAAUGGUAAAAGGAAGAGGACAUACCUUGGAAUCAGUGAAGGGAGGUGGACAUCAGACUCUGGGAUCAGUUAAAGAAGGAGGAGGACAGCCUAUGAUGGAUACGUGUAGAUACUCCUACUCAGAAUGGCAUAAUUUCACACAUCCUCGUUUAGGUGAAAAGGUGCAUCUAUGCAGACAGGAUGAAGAACAGAAGCAUUCUGAAGAUUAUCUCCUUUCAUAUAACUAUGAAGGAAAAGGAUCCUUGGCUGGCUCUGUAGGCUGCUGCAGUGAUCAGCAUGAAGAAGAAGCACUUGACUUCUUAGAUCAGCUGGAACCCAAGUUUAGGACAUUAGCAGAAACUUGCGUAAAAAGAUAAAUGUGCCUUUCACGGUGUUGAAAAAAACCUGUAAAUAAGUGGCUGCCAUACUUCUGCAAUAUUAGGUAUUUUGGAAUUGAGGGGGGGAGAGGUUUAUCAAAGUUAAUAUAGACAGGUGAGAGUGUAAGUAACUCUUACUUUAAAAUUACAACUUUUUUUAAAUCUCUGCUAGACACAUUCCAUCAAAAAUAAGGAAUUCAAAAUAUUUUUUCUUUAGACUAUGUUAAUAUAGUAAUACUAGUUUCUACUUAGAUUACAUUUCCUAUUCUUUGUGAUUACUUAACAAUGCAAAACCUGGUGUUGUCCUUUUAAUUAUUCAGCUUCAAAAUGUUACUGUAUUUGGCUUUGGAGAAGGAAAGCUUUUUAAUUCACUGUUUCUUUGUUUUCUUUGAAUUCUGUAGAAAUAA
Molecule: messenger RNA, 2480 nt
Organism: Athene cunicularia (burrowing owl)
Lineage: Eukaryota; Metazoa; Chordata; Aves; Strigiformes; Strigidae
Product: desmocollin-1-like
Exons: 11
Coding region: 1-2073 (690 amino acids)
Biological process (GO): homophilic cell-cell adhesion
Cellular component (GO): plasma membrane; desmosome
Molecular function (GO): calcium ion binding
Source: RefSeq, a predicted model, not a curated record